This is a messenger RNA of Spodoptera exigua (beet armyworm), 6249 nucleotides long. The record is from the annotation of a GenBank genome assembly. Lineage: Eukaryota; Metazoa; Arthropoda; Insecta; Lepidoptera; Noctuidae.
AUGGCUUUCUUCGCCCUUCUAUGGAAGGCGCGAACAAUAGAAAAAUACAGACUAAACUAUGAAAGAGAAAAAAUCAAUUCUAUAGUGCUGGGAAAUACGCAGAUGGAACAGACAUUGUCCCAGAGAUGGAGCCACUAUAGACGCGAUACAACAAAACGGAUUUCAAGAACAUUCAAGAAGUGGUAUCCUGAAGGCAGUAGUGUUGCAAACUUUUUCUUAUAUUUACGAACGGAUCAAACAUUUCCGAAUUUUCUAUUGAAGAGUGUGAUGGGAUUUGUAGGAGGCAUAAUACUGACGUAUUUGUGCUUCAUGUUUUUCGUCUUCCAACUUUCUAUAUCUCUGAUUCACGCUACCAUUAUGAGUUCCAUUAUUGGAGUUCUUCUUACUUUGGGGUUGGCUUUCAGCUAUAGAAUAAGAUGCCUAGUCUUCCUACUGAUUCCCCAGUUCUUCUCCCGCGUCGGAAGGUACACGCUGACCUGUUAUGCCCUGGUACUCAUUCUGACCGGACCAGCUACAAAUACGUUGAAGAACUCUGAAGUUUUGUCUGAAUCUAUGGCUUGCUCUCAAGAACAAAUAAAAACAAGCGUGCAUCAGCUGAAUGAUCUGAUAAAGAAACCGUUUAACACAAUGAAAGACUCGCUGAAGGUGAUGGUGGACCGGCUGGAGAUGAUCACGGCGAAGGUGAAGGAGACAGUGGUGGAACUCGAUCGAUUGGUUCUUAGUAUUGUGAGCACCAUCCAAUCUUCGUUCUCCUGGUUGGAAUCCGUAGCAGACAUUUGCAACGCUCAACUUGGGACACCAUACGAGCGUUGCAACAAUGCCAUGAAUGAAGGUAUAUCUGACUGCAAGAAACACUUGGGCCCUGAUCUUUCAAAACUAUGUGACGUGGCCUUGGUGGCACAUGCCGCUUGCUACUCCGUCAAACCCUUUAAAGCCUUCUGUUACGCCACCGAUUUUAUGGACGAAGCUAUUCUGGCGAGCGUUAAGAAAAAACUAAGAAACUUCGGCGAGCAUCUCCGCGCGAUGUUCCACGUGGAAGUACACCUACACCAUUCGUACUCCUACAGCAGCAACACGAGCCGGUCUGCCAGUCAAGUGGCUGCCGGUAUCGUCACUGAGAUCAGGAAUAGAGCUGAUCCUCUUCUCACAUGGCUCUCUUGGAGUUCAUGUGUCACCAGCUUAUUCUUGCUGCUUAUUAUAUUCAGAGCCAAAUACUACCAACACAUGUACGAAACUCGGUCUCGUUUCGACAACCGUUACGUCACCAAGGAGUUGCAGGAGCUGGACUUGAAGAGACAGCGACAGGGCAGAGAGACCGUACUGCCUUUGAAUAGACGAGAACGAGCUAAGUAUAUCAAUACAACGUCUUUCCGCCUGGUGGCUUCAGAGAAAGUAUACUUGAAUCGUUCAGCGGUGUUCAUGGCGAUCACUACGCUUAAGCUGCUCAUACACAUGGUGGCUGACUACAGCCUCUACUGGGUUCUAAUGACCAUACGUUACCAUGGAAGGUAUCAGACGGAAUUGAUGCCUGGUAUCCCCCACUCAGGGGCUCACGUGUCUGGCAGUGGCUAUGUUGCAAGACUGUUCAGCUCUAUCAUAGGCAUCCUGGAUAUACCGCUGUCCUUCCCAGCUCCUUCACCCAUAACCUGCCUGCCUGAUCCUUACCCACCUGAUUUGCGAAGAUAUACACAGAUUGGAGUCCUCAUCUUCCUUCUAUGGUUUUUCGCGCUCUUCGAACCCUAUGGUCUUCGGCUGCGGCAUCUGAUCAUGGGUCAUUAUAGACCGGAGCGAGCUAAAGCUAGAGCUACCUGGUUAUACAACCAUAUAUUGAGGACUAGAGGAGCAUCGCUUACCUUCCGUCAAUGGGUUAUAGAUCACAUACCAGGUUCCUCCGACGAUAGCGACAGCGACCACAGCGAUCCAGGAGGACUGACAAUGAAUGAGAAUGUUCCUCUGCUCUCCAUGAAGGAAGUCACUAGAAGAAAUCUGAGAAAAUCAUCCCACAGCUAUGAUCAACGUUGGCAAUUUUUCAAAGAAACUUGUCCGGGAGAUUUAUUUGAUGCCGUCGAUUUACCUAGUAACAAUAACGAACAUGGAUCUUCGGCUCCCAACAUUCUUAGAAGAUUCCAUAGCCUGACCAGUAAUUUAAGAAUACUUUACAAGGAAAAGCAAUAUACCCUCGACUGGGUAACAAAAGUUAGUUCAGAAAACACGUACAACGUCGUUAUGCCUGAAGAAAAUAAUGACGACUUUGAUUCAAGUUCUUUCGAAAUGGAAGACAUUUUCAAUGAAACUAGAUCUGUCGGAGUUAAUACUGAUAGAAAUCGUGAUAAUGCAGACUUCUCAGACAAGAAAAAAAAGAAAAAGUUAAAGAACAAGAAACCGAAACGACAAAGAAAACCAAAAGAUGUAAAGAAAAUUAAAAAGAAAGGAUCUCGUCAAGGAAUCAACGAAAUCCAAACAUUCUUUUCUACUCGCUGGAACAAUUUUAAGUGCAGUUUAAUGAAACCGAAGAGACCAGACAGUCCAACGGCUAAAGAGAAGAAAAAUCAUAAAAGAAGAAAAAAGCGGAAAGGUUGUAUUCGAGAAGUUGAAGAAACUGACACUACUGAGUGUUUCGGAAAAAAAGAUAUUAAACAGACGAGAAAUCUUCGGAUAUCAGCAUUUCUAGCUGAAUUGGAGUGGAGUAAAAAAGAAUAUAGGAAGGAGAAGGAAACUGGAGUAAAUAAAGAUACGUUUUCAUUUCCCGAUGGCUCACAGCGGAUUACUACUAACAAGAUAAUAGGCAUGGUUCACCUUAAGAAUUUACCAUUCCAAUGGCGAGAGGCGCCAAAACAGGACCAUCACUGCGACUGCCAAGACAAAAAAUGUUCCUGUCCAGAAAAAUCUGACAAAUGCAUGAAAAUAUUUGGUCGUUUGUCCAAAUUUUCAGGAAGAACGAACAAUAAUAAAAAAAUAGAGAAGUUCCGCAAUAAAAUAAGUAGUAUGGAUGCUCCUUCGAGUUUGAUGGCAAAAAUGUUGAGCACUAUCAACGCUAAGCGGGAAAAUAGUACCGCAGAGAUAGAGAGCUCAAUCUGCAUAGCAAAACGAGAGAGUUUUUACAGGCAGGUCACCAAGGAAGUUCUUCCAAAUGAAAAACAAUUGGAUACGGAUAUGCUAUUCAAAAAUGAAAAUUUCAUUUCUGAUUACAACCCGUUAUAUCUCACAGCAAACAUGCAAAGUGUUUGGACUCAUCAGUGGUCACUAGUCGAUGCCGAUGCGACUUUUACGAUGACCUGCAAAGGAAAUGGACACAUGUUAAGAGGUAUUGUUGAGCGUCCAGAUUCACCACCUGCAGAUAAGGUUAAAAUUGCAGUCGAAAAAAGAAGAUCGAAAUCAACACCAGUAAAAACUGAUCAGUCAGAAGUUGGUGAGUAUCCAAAAUCACAGCCUCCAUCGAAAGAUGACGUCGUGAUUGAAAAACCAACUGGGAGAUCGGCAGCGGUAAAACCUAAACACUCAGGAGAUGUUGAUAGUCCAGAGCCACAGUCACCACAGUCGCCACAGUCGCCACAGUCUCCAAAAAAAGACGACAAAGUAGUUGAAAAAAAAGUUGUGAAAACUGCACCAAAAUCUUGCCCCUCAGGAGUUGUUGAGUGUCAAGAGGAACCGUGCCCAACUAAAGAGGAAUGCAUGAUUGGAAAAACGAAAUCGAAGACUUCAGCGCGCAAAAUUGGAGCUAUUGAACGUUCAGGGACACAGUCUCCAACUAAAGAUGAGAUUGAUACAACAAGAAAUAAACAAAAAUAUGCCGCACGAAGACCUGCGAAUCGAUCAAUAAAUGCUAAGCCUGACACAGCAAGUGGAAUAUGUCAAGUGAACGGCUCCUGUACUUUAUGCAAUCGCUCCGUCUCACGCGUGCACAAACCUCCUAGAUGCACCAAUUGUGUUAAUGCUGCCGUAGGAUCUUCUUUGCAGAAUUUGUGUGACGAAGGAAUUCAAGGCGUUCCACAGGACACGUGCACUUGUGCCACCCAGCACGAAUUGCCGUAUGACACUCGGAAUAGAAAGAGAAAAUCGACUACAAUUAAGCCUCUCCUGGUCAGCUCCUUCACUCUAGGCGACGAGUAUCCUAUCACAACAAAGAAGAAUGAACAUAAACGUAGCUCGCACACGGCAAGACAAUCAGCCGAAGUUUUCACAGACCCAGAGACGGACACAUCAAUCAGUUCCAUAUCAUUUAGAAGCGAUGAAACCAGGACAGACACAACAAUAUGUAGCAUAGCCACCGUCGACUACGAAAACUCUCCAAGACGCAGAAAAUUUCGUGUAAAAGUAUUCACAAAAACCAAUCAAGCCACCCUUACAGACAAAACUAAACUCUGUGACACAGGCACUGUGACUCAAGAUUGGUGGAGCCCCUUAGUGGAAAGAAAGAGUGAAGAAAUUAUUCAGGAUAAAAAGAAAGGGUUGGUUGAGAAGCAGAAGAAUAAUAAGGAGCCGAAGCAAUGGAAAGAAUUGAAGUUGAAGAAGAAGAGAAGAAACUGCGGUGUGACGACUGAUGGUAGGAUCGUUACUUUUAGGAGUAGGACGCAGAUUAUACCUGCGGGUUUCGCACCUGGCGCCAAUGAUAUCAUGUCUCCAUCGCGUUAUCUUCUUGAAUCUCAAAGGUAUUAUAACGAACUCUUCGCAUACAACUUUGUUCCUGCUCAAAUGGACUUGAACCACGUCUCCCAAAACCAAAAGGAAAAGGAGAAGCUACGAUCCCCCUUGGGCACCAGAAGAAAUCCGGAAUUGCGGGUCAAGCGCAAUAAGGUACCUGUAUUCGCUUUAAUAAGUAACAAAGUAUCUUGCAAAAGUAAAAGUUUAUCUAUAUGGGAUGUAGCCUGCCACUCAGAUCCUGGCCUAAUCAGAGACGAGAGCACGGCUGACGAAGCAGCUGAUUCUUACCACAAAUUCCUUCAAGACGUGGCUGUGGCCAAAGGCCUAGGCUUGGACUUCUACAGAUUCUCUAUAUCAUGGACCAGAGUCCUGCCUAACGGGUUCGCUGACAAAAUAAAUCACAUCGGCAUGAAUUACUACAAUGACCUGAUAGAUAAACUUGUGUCAAACAAUAUCAUUCCUAUGGUAACAAUAUACCAUUGGGAUCUCCCGGAUAAUCUGCAGAAAAUAGGCGGUUGGGCCAAUCCUGCAAUAGUUGACGUGUUCGUUGACUAUGCGAAGUUUCUGUUCAUAGGAUUCGGUGAAAAAGUGAAGUAUUGGAUUACUUUGGAUGACCCUAGAGAAAUAUGUGUUGGUGGAUAUGGAUCAGCACAAAAGGCUCCGUUUGUGAAUAUUUCUGGUGUAGCUGAGUACAUGUGCACUCGUAACGUUUUGUUGGCUCAUGCAAAAGCAUAUCAUAUUUACGAUGAAAACUUUAGGAAAUUGCAAAAUGGCAGCGUUGGGAUCUCUCUUGGGUUCACGUGGUAUGAACCUGCGUCUGACACACUGGAGGAUCAUCAAGCUGCACAAGAUGCCAGGCAGUUUGAGUGGGGCUUAUACGCACAUCCAAUAUUUUCAAAAGCCGGUGACUACCCAAAAGAAGUGAAGAAAAACAUAGCAUACAAGAGUGCAGAACAAAGCUUCCCUAGAUCUCGGUUACCAGAACUUACUCCAGCAGAGGUAGCUCUGGUCAGAGGAUCAGCAGACUUCCUAGGUGUCAAUGCUUUUACUACGAAGCUAGCGUAUAGGGAUGCGUCUUUGGAAGGCAUGUAUCCCGUUCCCUCAUUCCUGGAUGAUAUGGGAGCAGUGCUGGUCAAAGAUCCCUCUUGGACACAAUCAGAAAGCAGUUGGCUGCAGGAAGUACCGUGGGGAUUUAACAAACUUUUUAACGAAAUAAAAUCCUUGUAUGAUAAUCCACCGGUUUAUGUCACUGCUAAUGGCUGGUCUACAGCCGGUGGACUACUUGACGAAGACAGGAUAAACUAUAUGAGGACCUAUCUUAAUGCCUUACUGGAUGCGGUAUAUGAAGGUUGUGACAUCAAAGGAUACAGUGUUUGGUCUCUUAUAGACACUUUUGAGUGGCGAAGCGGAUAUUUAGAAAAGUUCGGCCUAUAUGAAGUGGAUUUUUCAAGUUCACAGAAGACGCGAACUCCAAGAAAAUCCGCGUUCAUUUACAAGGAAAUGAUCAAGUCCAAAAUUUUGAACCCAGAUUUCGAACCGGAAAAAUUCAUCGUUGAAGUGUCUAGGGAUGUUCCUGAAAAAGAUAAUGCCAACAAUGAUGUCUUGUGA